AAACCUCCGACUCUGGGUAUAGGUCAUACUACUCGUGAGGUUGCUGAAAGAUAUUCGACAGCCCAUGAUCGUUUCCACCAUUCUUAUUCGGGCUCAUCAGCUGGGCGCAGUCCCCGAGUUUCUGGCCGAACUGAUGUUCCGCUUCGCACUUUGCAACUAAGGGUAUUUUGCCAAACCAUGUCUCCGAAUCGGUCAAUUUCUUCUAAGGGAGAAUACCACAAAGACAAUAACACAAUCACAAGUCAACAGUCACCCAAAAACUGGAUGAUAUCAUUAGCAUUGUCCCACUGUGAUUUGCUUCAGUCAGAACAUCACAAUGGGGUUAUCAAUAACAAACACUACUCAACCAUGAGCUACGAAACGUACAGAGCAUUUCUACACAUUGUGUGUAAACACUUGGGCAUGAGUGAUCCAACGGACGCGAUAGAUGACUUUUUUUCACGCGAUCCGAACAACAAAAAUCUGAUUGCGGAUCUACUGAGCGAAACUAGCUUAGCCGGAUACGAAUCAUAUGCACAAUGUUUUGGAGUUGGAUUUUAUAAAGUCAUUGUUAAUGACCGCCGCGUGUUCCGUAUACCAGUCAGUUUUGGAACUACAGUACUUCGGAAGCCACAAAAUUCGGUACAAACAUCAAAAGGGUCCCAAAAGUCACACUCGAAUGAGACCAAUUAUACGGUACUGGGUGUGGUGGAUCAUGGGGUAACACACCGCGCUUCAGCUCCAACGGACACUGAGCGAGUAAAUACGCCAAAAACACUUUCGGUGCGAGAGUCGUUGGUUAGUUCCCAUGGUAUGACUUUAACCACCGUGAGUUGUGACACGGAAGCUGCGCCCGGCUACUGUCAACAAGUGCACUAUAUGGUUGUUUCAAGAAUGUAUCCGAGGGAGUGUUUGUUCGCCAUUCCACUCAAUUUGCUAUGUACAAGCGACGAGUUGGAUGAGAACAGAGCCUACUUCUAUGCCAUUCGAUCAAAUACUGGUACAAGCGCACCGAGAAUCAAAUACCAGAACGACCCUAUGCAGCUUUUUCCAGUGAACAUUUCGGUUGGCUAUCUACGAGGCUCUUUGCUGGAAUGCGCCCACCGUUUGUUCUCCAUGGUGUUUAUGCGUCUGCUGGCCUACUUCAAUCAAAGGAAGGAUCUGUUUACUAGACCAGACGGUGAGGCAAGCGGGAAAGCUGCAAUGAUAGGGAAGGUUAGCUGGGCUGGUGGAGGAGGUGCUCAAGCGAGUCCGCAACAGAAUGCGCCCGGUCACAUGACAAAGGAUGAGAGUGGGCAGAGCACCGAUGAUUCGAACACACAUCGCUCCAAAGCAGCACACCCAGGGCGUUCUGCUGUCUUCAGUGGAGGCAGUACAGAAGAAUCACAGCGCUUGCGAGAUGAAUUCAGUGUGACCUUAUUCAAAUUUGGGUCAGUGCUCGAAGAAACCAUUCUCGCACUUCAAGGGGUAUUCAAUCUGAAGGAACCCGAUUUCCAACCGGAUGAGGAUUAUGUGAUUGACCCAUCACGGGAUUACCUGAUGUUGCCACACGUGACCAAGUUACUCAAGGUCUGGGAUCAACAGAUCGAUUCCGUGAUGGAACGGUUGAACCCUUAUCGGACGACAGAUUGUGGGCCACUUGAUGAAGUCGACUACUGGAGACAUCGAUGUAAAGUACUCACAGCAAUUGCAGAGGCGUUGCGAAGUAAAAAAUCUCAGUGGGUUAUCAACGCCUGGGCAGUACUCAAUCCAGAGGCGCCACCUUACAACCGAGGGGCUGAGAUCAAAGCACAAAUGCUUGAGGCCAAAGACAAUGCCAGGUUCUUACUGCUCGUGGAAAGGCACUUCAAGAAUGUUCAGUUCGGUUCAACGUUUGAAGUAGUUACGGACACCAUCCCGGCUAUGGUACAAUCUCUACGUUUGAUUUGGACAAUAUCACGCGGUUACAACAAAGACGAACGCAUGGGACCCCUGCUACGGCGCAUUGCUUGGGCAUUGUGUGAUCGAGUUAUUUGUGUGCUGGAAGUUAGCCAUUUGUUCAGUCAAUCGAUUCGUAACAUCCUUCGUGAGGUACGAGCUGCCAUUCGAAUGUUGACAACAUUUGAAAACACGUAUUUGCUCGAGCGUCAGCGCGUCGAGGCCACUUCUCAAGACAAUCGUUGGGAGUUUGACCGGAAAUCGUUAUUUGGCGAUAUACAUUACAUGAAGAGGAUUCUUACAGACAUCUACGACAUGGCCAAGUGUGCCAACGAAUUUUAUCACAUGUUUGGGCCAGAACUGAAAAAUAUCACCGGAGACAACAAAACUUUGAGCGAAAUCCUCCGACUGGUCGAUCAGCUUUUUACAGCCAUGAAGAGCCAGGAAUUGCCCUGUCCAUUCCUGCAAAAAAACGAAAAGGCUUGGCUCAAGGUCAAGGCAGAGUUUGAAGAUAACGCGUCCAUGAUUGAUGCCAAGGCGAAGAACUUCAUCAAUGACUACUUUGCUCAUAUUCGUGGGCCCACAUCGGCUUUUGAUCUACUUGAAAAGUUCAAAUCGGUGAAAGCAAGAGCAGCGAUCACGUGUUUGCUCAAAGAUAAGUACCGAGAUGUGCUGCGAAGCUUUGGAAAUGAACUCGUCAAAGUCGAGUCGAAAUUCAAGGAAUCACGUGACGCACCUGCAGUCGCCCACUACCUACCUCCAACCGCAGGCUCCAUAUCAUGGUCUCGGCUCAUUCUCCUCACUGUGAAGGCAAGCAUACUCCGUUUUAUUCAGUCGCAACCAGAUAUUCUUGAAGAAGACGAAGGAAAAGCUGUGAAAGCUCGCUACAUCAGCCUAGCUGAGGAGCUACGCAAAUAUGAAAGAGCACGCCAUCGCUCUUGGGAAGCUGAAGUAAACGCAACCGUCAGUCUGCGCCUCAGUCAGCCCAUCCUCUUUAAACACACGAACCAAAUCCCCUAUGACCAGACAGUGCAAGCAAUCUAUCCCCCACCUACCUGGUGGGCUGGUGCAAAAGGUGAAACUGGAACGGUGCUUACUGCUCCCCCACCACCACAAGCCCAACUGAUCAAGCAACCAGCAAUCGAACAGACGCCAGUGGCAGGAAGCACCAAGCGAAAUUCGUCCUUAAUUUUGCAGCGCAACCACGGUUCGGGAAUGUCCUGGACUAGCCAAGGCGAACGAGCAUCACUCGGUACCGGUCCACAAAUCCAAGAAGGAUGUCUCCCAGUCUACGAAGUUAACUUUGAUUCCAGGCUAUGGAGCGUGGUUCAAGAAGCUGCUAGAAUGGAACUGUUCGGUCUUGCUCUACCGGAGAUCGGGAGGUUUCUUGGACUGCGUGUAAGCGACCCUGCUGUUGAAGCAUUGACUAAUUCUGGAUGA
Molecule: messenger RNA, 3336 nt
Organism: Opisthorchis viverrini
Lineage: Eukaryota; Metazoa; Platyhelminthes; Trematoda; Opisthorchiida; Opisthorchiidae
Exons: 13
Source: RefSeq, a predicted model, not a curated record